This is a messenger RNA of Mangifera indica (mango), 628 nucleotides long. RefSeq lists its product as uncharacterized. The coding region runs from base 83 to 466 and encodes 127 amino acids. NCBI's taxonomy places the organism in Eukaryota, Viridiplantae, Streptophyta, Magnoliopsida, Sapindales, Anacardiaceae. The record is from RefSeq and is a predicted model, not a curated record. The transcript has a single exon.
AUGAAAAGGCCAUCCCCACAAAUAGUUUCCCAUAAAUACUCCACCAUCACCAUUCUUCUCUUAUUCCAAAUCCAAUAAAGCUAUGGGGAAUUGCCUAGUUCAGCAAGAAAAGAUGAGUAAGGUGAUGAAAACCGACGGAAGAGUUCAGCAAUAUAAAGCUCCCAUCAAAGUGGAGGACGUUUUGUCAGAAUUUUCAGGGCAGUUACUCUCCGAUUCGCUUCCAGAAAUCAGGAAACUCAAUGUUGAGAAAAAGAAGGUGAGGUUUUCGAAAAAGAAGGCAACCGGAGAUGGACAAGGAACCGCCAGUAUUGUGAGACUAAAGUUGGUUAUCAGUAAACAAGAGCUGCAGGAGCUGCUGCAAAAGGGAGGAGUUUCAGUUAAGGAUAUGAUUUCUCGGAGUAAAAACCAAGUUCAACACAGUGAAGUGUGGAAGCCUGAGUUAGAAAGCAUCCCUGAAGUAGACUAGUAACUAAACUACUGUAUUUCUUCAGUUUAAAAUACCAAUUUUUGCAAGAACCUUCUUAUUAGCAUUGUUGUAUUGGCAGCGUUGUAAGAGUGGCAAGAUAGUAAAUAUAUUAGAGGUUUUUGUAUCUUAUCUGGAAUAAAACUUAUUAGCAUGUUAGAAAUU